AUGCGUAAGUUGCUGAGUCUCAAUGGCCGGCAAAUCGCACAUAUUACUCUGGUAACUAUCAGCUUCCGGGUCACGAGGCUUUUCUCAACAACCCUCCUGGCAAAAAUCUAUUCGUCGCAGCCUUAUCACGGCAAGAAUUCCUUCCUUCUUGUGAACCACAGACUGACUCGCGAAGUACAUGAGCCACGCACGGUGGUGAGAAACUCUAGCACGCAAAAACUUAGAUCGACUAUGAUGUGUGUCAAUGUAAGCCAAGAACGCACUUCGUGUCUACCUCUCUUAACGGACACCCAGUAUCCUGCGGCAUAUAUUAUCAUUAUGCGUUGGCCAUCGGAGAUAAUCUGCGGGUAUGCGGAUGGUCUACCAUGGUGA
Molecule: messenger RNA, 372 nt
Organism: Blumeria graminis f. sp. triticale
Lineage: Eukaryota; Fungi; Ascomycota; Leotiomycetes; Helotiales; Erysiphaceae
Source: the annotation of a GenBank genome assembly